GCUCAAGGAUUGGGUUCAGAUGGAGGGAGGCAGAGGGGUGAUUUUCAGGCAGAAAAGGGGGGAGAAAGGAUGUGGGAAGGGCGUUAGAGAUCACUGAAAAAAAGUUAGGGAAAAAAUGGACAAUGUGGGCAGGGUCUUAGCUGGUCAGUGUGCAUGGGUGUCUGUGAGUCAGAGAGAGAAAAGGAGGAACGGAAAGAGUUUGGAGGGGGUAUAAAAGCCGCACAGUUCUCUUCCCAUAGCUCUCAACAGCUGACGUCCCUCAGCAUACACUCAUUCUCUCGUGCAGUCAGUACUUCCUUCCUCCACCACCAUGAGCUUCUAUGCACCUCAGGCCUCUCACAUCUCCUUUACCCGCUCUGUGCCGGUACACCGUGCUGCUAGCACGUAUGGCGGGGCAGGUGGACAUGGCACCAGGAUCUCAUCUGGCUCUUCCAUGUCUCUCCGUUCUGCUCCUAGAAGUGGGGGCAUUUCUUCCUUCACAGCCUUCAAGGUGAGCUCAGCCGGCAUGGGUGCUGGUGCAGCGGGGUCCCUCGCAAGCGUUGCCUCUACAGGGUCCAUCCUGGGCAACGAGAAAGGCCAGAUGCAGAAUUUGAACGACCGUUUGGCCACUUACCUGGAAACGGUGCGCCGGCUGGAGCAGGAGAACAGCAAACUGGAGAUGCAGAUCAGAGAGGCCCUAGAGAAAGGUGGACCAGAAACACGCGACUACAGCAAGUACAACGCAAUCCUGGAUGACCUGAGGAGGAAGGUGUUUGAUGCCACUUUGGACAAUGCUCGUCUUGUUCUGCAGAUUGACAACGCUCGUCUGGCUGCAGAUGACUUCAGAGUCAAGUUUGAGAAUGAGAUGGCCAUCAGGCAGUCCGUGGAAGGAGACAUUGCAGGUCUGAAGAAGGUCAUUGAUGACACCAACGUUGGUCGCCUGAAUGUGGAGGGUGAAAUUGAGUCCUUGAAAGAAGAGCUUGUUUUCCUCAAGAGAAACCAUGAAAAUGAAGUUGGGGAGCUGCGAAACCAGAUUGCCCAAUCAGGUGUUCAGGUGGACGUUGAUGCACCGAAGGGGCAGGAUCUGUCUCAAGUAAUGGAAGACAUGAGGGCUAACUAUGAAAAACUUGCACUUAAAAAUGCAGAGGACCUCAAAAUGUGGCACGAAUCCCAGAUGUCAGAAGUUCAGGUGCAGGUGGCUCAGAACACAGAAGCAUUACAAGGUGCACAGAUGGAGAUGAAUGACCUACGGCGGCAGAUUCAUACGCUAGAAAUAGAGCUUGCAUCCCAACAAAGCCUGAAAGCAUCGCUUGAGGACACACUGCGGAACACAGAGCUACGUUCAAACGCAGAGGUGGAGAAGUACAACACCAUCAUACUGCAGUUUGAAGCUGAGCUGGCACAGCUGAGGUCAAAGAUCACAGAGCAGGGUCAGGAAUAUGAAGCCCUGCUUAAUAUGAAGAUGAAACUAGAAGCGGAGAUCAACACUUACAAGAAACUUCUAGAUGGGGGAGACUUCAAGCUCCAGGAUGCACUUGAUGGCCGAGAGUAAUAUUACAGGCAGCGAUCUUGAAGAGCAGACCACAAAACAAACUUAACAUUUUAGAUAGCAUGCACAUGGAAACCUGUGGUGAAUCUUUGCCAUUUAAAAGUCCCCUUUCUCCUUUGACUAGACUACAAUUUAUAGCACACAACAAUUUCAGUAUGAUGUCAUUUACAGGGUAAUUGCUUUCUGUCAACAAAGCCUGUUCCACCCUACACUCUGACUUUACACAGAUGUUCAAGUUACAGAACAACAAAGGCAGCUUUUAGAACAUCAGUUGUGUAUUGAGUCUUUAUAAUACAUAAUUCCAUGUCACUGCACAAAUUAUACAGUCAGUUUAACUAUUACAAUGAAAUGUGAAGAGAAAUGUGAACUUCUCAAAGCAAUAAUGAAAUAAAAACAUGCUUUCUAGGUAAAAUUUGGAAUCAAGCAAACAU
Messenger RNA from Sinocyclocheilus grahami, 1959 nucleotides. RefSeq names its product keratin 18b (gene krt18b). Gene Ontology annotation, biological process: intermediate filament cytoskeleton organization. NCBI's taxonomy places the organism in Eukaryota, Metazoa, Chordata, Actinopteri, Cypriniformes, Cyprinidae. Gene Ontology annotation, molecular function: structural molecule activity. The record is from RefSeq and is a predicted model, not a curated record. Bases 311 to 1531 code for a protein of 406 amino acids. The transcript has 7 exons. Gene Ontology annotation, cellular component: keratin filament; cytoskeleton.